Messenger RNA from Adineta steineri, 1254 nucleotides. The record is from the annotation of a GenBank genome assembly. NCBI's taxonomy places the organism in Eukaryota, Metazoa, Rotifera, Eurotatoria, Adinetida, Adinetidae.
AUGACGGAUGUGAUGUUAUUUUUACAUUUAAUAGAAUGUAAACUUAUACCAGAUUCUACUCUUGAUCUAAAUGAAAUUGUCUAUCAUAAUGAACCAUCAAAAAUCUAUCUUGGUUCUCCAUCCAUUGUUCGUUUAUCAACAGGACGCUUAGUUGCUAGUCAUGAUUUUUUUGGUCCUGGAUAUGAAUCUCAACCAAGAAAUGUUUCAGUAUAUAUUAGUGAUGAUAAUGGUGAAACAUGGUCAUUUAUUUCAUAUAUAAAACAUAGUUAUUGGACAACUUUAGCAGUUUAUAAUGAUAUGAUCUAUGCAAUAGGUACUGAUAAUGAUUUAAAUGCUAAUAUGAUCAUUCAUCGUAGUAGUGAUAAUGCUGCAUCAUGGAAUUAUAAUGGAAAUGAUGAUGGUAUUAUUUUAUUUGAUGGAUCAUUUGCAACAGGGCCAACACCAAUUGUUAUUGCUAAUCAAAUGAUGUAUCGUACUAUUGAAUAUUGGCCAUUGCCAUCUCGUUGGCCAACGGAUUUUCAAGCAGCAAUUAUUAGUUGUGAUUUAUCUAAAUCAAAUUUCUCAAUUACAGAUGAUCCUAUUAUGUCUCCGAAUAAUUGGCAUAUAACUCCACCACUUAUUUUCAAUAAUGAAUGGAUACCAAAAUCAUUUCCAAAUAUAACUAAUCGUGGAUAUUUAGAAGGAAAUAUUGUUGUAGUACCUAAAUCAUCAUCAUCAAAAGAAUUACGCAUAUUAAAUAUUAUAAGAUUUAAUUCUAUACCAUUAUCAAAUUUAGCUAUUAUAUUAGAAUUAAAUCAUACAACAAAUACACUCUUAUUUAUUUCAAUUAUAAAAUUUCCUGGUGGUAUGACGAAAUUUACUAUUCGAUAUGAUCCUAUAACUGAAACAUAUUUUUCAUUAGUUAAUCCUGUAACAGAAAAUUCCUAUCCAAGUCAACGUAAUAUAUUAAGUUUAUCAUAUUCGAAAGAUUUAAAUAAUUGGACUAUUGCUAUGGAUCAUCUUUUAUAUGAUGAUACAGGUUUUACAAUGAAUGAUAGUCUUCGUUAUACUGGUUUUCAAUAUGUUGAUUGGCAAUUUGAUAGUUCAUCUUCGUCAUUAUCGAAUAUGAAAUCAAGUUGUAUUGAAUGGAAUUGUGAUGGUGGUCCACAUAUUAUUUAUUCAAUUCGUACAUCCUAUCGUGGUGCAAAUUCUUAUCAUAAUUCAAAUCGUAUUACGUACAAAAAAUUAUUAAAUUAUCGUGAUUUGAUUACAUAG